AUGGGUCUCUUGGGCAUGAGAAAACUCUGUCACAAGCUCAAGAGCAGCUAUCAGGCCAAGAAGAGUAAGUACAGAAGCUCUUUGCCAAGCAAGCUUGACAAAUCAAUUGCGGAUGAGACCGACGAGGAGGAAGAGGACAAUGUCGUCGAAAAUGAACGGGAAGAAGAAUCCCCAGAUGAGCGAAAAGCCAUUGUUCCGAAAACGAGAGGCGACAUCUCCCAUGCGAAGGGGGUGAUCAACACAGGAUCUAAUUUUCAGAUGAGAGACUACAAUGAUUACUCCAAGAAAAGCCCUUUUCUCUCCAUCAACAACACCGGCACUCUCGUUCUCACGAACGAGGCUUCACAAACUGGCAUUGCAGAUAUCAUAAUCAAGAGAUCCUCGGGGCAAGGGCAACAAUUGACGAGGGUUUCACUCCAGAGCGACGAAGAAGCAGCCGGCACAUGGACUCGUGGCAGCAACAAUAGCCAAAGUCCAAGUACGGAUCACCUUACACUACUACCAUCGCCUUCAAAUCCGCUUCUGGAUUUAAUAACUCGCUUUUUACGCCCUGAAGAAAACCACGAAGAGAAUGGCGCAGCUCCUGAAGUAUUACUAGCAAUUUUGGGCAUCAUAUUGGCAUGGUGCCAAGGUCUCGGCUUGGCGAAUAUCGCGAUAUGUCUCGCUCCACGGAUAUUGGAGAUCCCGCGGCCGAUCUUUGGUCUAUCUGUCAACAAAAUAGUGAUAUGUGACAUUCUGGGACAUGAGCACAAUCUUCAGGUUCCUGCAUCUUGGUUCGACUUCAAACUUGCGCUUAGGGAACGAGCCUUCAACCAGCCUGGAUUUGAGAAGAUCUUGCGCGACCAGUUCGACAUCACAUACCGCGAUUCUGCGAACCAAAUCCGUCGUAUAGGUCCCAAUAAUUGGAGAAAGGAACUGGUUCCCAAUAAGCGAUUUACAUUGUCAGCAAUUAUCCUUGGACUGGAGAUGUCCUUUCAGAAAUGCGCCCGGUGUGAAUCGCGUCUCAACUACGUGGAGAAUUAUUCCACCUGCCCGAAGUGUCACCUCUCUUGUUUUCAAAUGGGUGACCAGGGCAGGAUUCCAAACCUGAACGAACUGAUCAAGGUCCGCAAAUGUGCUGCUAAACAGCUGCAGCAGGAUCAUCUCGCAGUACCUGGCUCCAUUUCGUAUCUCGAAAACCCUUAUGGCCUAAAGUUUGAGAUGGCCAUGUCGCGAAGACGCUUGAAGGCAAGACAUUCACAGAUAACGGGGACUCUCAAAUCAAGUCCCAUCGCGGACGGGAAGACUAGUACCAGUUCUCGAAUGGCGCGAAUGACCAUAAAUGAAGAAGAGAAUGAAGAAGAACAAGAGGUCCAAGAUAACGACUUGAAUAAAGCCUAUAGUGACGGGGGGAGCGAACAGCGUGAGACGAAGCAUUGGGAGGUCAACGAAUACUCGCACGACAAGGAAUUGCGGCGACUGGAGCAGAAAGAACUAUCAUACUACAAGAAUAUCACUUCUGCCAGCAAUUUUGAUGUUCUUUACCAGGCUGCGAAAUCUGGCCACCUAGACUCGGUUCGUUCCAUAUUGGAAAUCUACGAAGAGAAUGGACUUAAGCCUGACGACAUAUGGGGAGAAUGGGGCACCCCAUUAGUUGCGGCUAUUAUGUCGAGAUCAUUUGACAUCACCAAAGCCCUUCUAGAUAUUGGCAGUGACCCGAUCAAGCCCGCGGGUCUACUGGGGUGCCCGUUACAUGCUGCUGCACUAAGGGCGGACCAAGAAAUCUUCGAGUUGGUCCUGUUGUACGCUGAAAGAAGCUGGCAGGCUCUAUUGCAUACUGAAGGAGAAUAUCAAGAAGCCCUGGACAUUUCUUUAUUUCGAUCUGCCCAGUUCAACCACAAGAUGCUCAUCCAACCUCUCCUUCAAGCUGGUGCCAACCCAUUCAAGCAACCAGGAGGGAUCAGUCAAUCUGCACUAAGGAUUGCCACGGUGGGAGAAGGAAGAGACUACUCCGUGUUCGAGGAUUACUUGCACAUUGCUGCGGAUUUUAUGCUUCUUCACGAGGAAGAGGUCAAAUGGAUGAAGUAUGCAUUUCUACAUCCUAAUCAUGAGCUGCAUGAAAUGAUUGAAGACAGCUCAUUGCGCCCUACGUGCGCAAAUAUCCAGAUAGGAGACACAGCAUUGGCGGAGAGAACGAUUAAUCAAAGGCUGAACAACCAGCCGUUAUUCCGCAGGAACCGGAUUUCGGAUAGUACAAAAAUUGAUGCUGGGAUGGCUCAAAUUACACCAACUACUUCUCUACUUCCUACCAUGAGGAGGUCGGGAUCAGGUAUUCAGUUCGAGAUUACAACCUGUUAG
Molecule: messenger RNA, 2337 nt
Organism: Clonostachys byssicola
Lineage: Eukaryota; Fungi; Ascomycota; Sordariomycetes; Hypocreales; Bionectriaceae
Source: the annotation of a GenBank genome assembly